AUGGAAUCUACAAGAAGUAGUGCUGUCGUAGACGAGCUCAAACGCCAAUUCGGUGUCCAUGGAAUUCCAGCCGAGGUCAUUUCUGAUAAUGGGCCCCAAUACAGUAGUCGCGAGUUCCAAGAAUUUGCAAAAGAGUAUGGUUUUAAACAUACCACCAGCUCACCGCACUUUCCAAGAGCAAAUGGAGAAGCAGAAAGAGCCAUCAUAACUAUUAAGAAUUUGUGGCGAAAAAAUAAUGAUAAGUACUUAGCCCUACUUCACUAUCGGACAACGCCGUUACCUAACAUUGAACUGUCUCCUGCUCAACUACUUAUGGGACGUCGACUGCGAAACGACUUGCCUGUGAUGGAAGGUUUACUUCAACCUGCUAACACCAGCCCACAACGUAUUUCCGAAUAUUUAAUGAAGACUAAAGAAGACCAGAAAAAGUACUACAACAAGCAUGCAAGUAAGGAGCUGAAAGAACUACAGCCUGGAGCUAAAGUCCGGUUAGAACCGUGGACGUAUUCCAGAGAAUGGAAACCAGCGACGGUACUGGGGCAUCACCAUACGCCAAGAUCAUAUAUAGUGCAAACGGAUGAUGGAAGAAAGUAUCGCCGCAAUCGACAGCAUUUGCGAGUUGGACCAGCCCUUGGAUCUGACAGUAACGACCAAACUAUAGCUCCGGCAGUUGACAAAGAAAUGUCAUCUCCCGAGAAUGCAGUUUCACCGUCCGUUGGUUCUGACCAAUCCACUGCCUCAUCGACCGUGAAUCCAGAUCCCUUACCCUUACCAGAAAUAUCCCCACCACCUGGACCACCUGUCAAGACCACCAGCCCGUACGUUACAAGAAGUGGUCGAUUAGUGGUGAAACCCAAACGAUUUGGGUGGUAA
Dendronephthya gigantea is the source of this 873-nucleotide messenger RNA. RefSeq lists its product as uncharacterized. Gene Ontology annotation, biological process: DNA integration. Gene Ontology annotation, molecular function: nucleic acid binding. The record is from RefSeq and is a predicted model, not a curated record. The transcript has a single exon. The coding region runs from base 1 to 873 and encodes 290 amino acids. Lineage: Eukaryota; Metazoa; Cnidaria; Anthozoa; Malacalcyonacea; Nephtheidae.